This is a messenger RNA of Didymodactylos carnosus, 402 nucleotides long. Lineage: Eukaryota; Metazoa; Rotifera; Eurotatoria; Philodinida; Philodinidae. The record is from the annotation of a GenBank genome assembly.
AUGUGGUUGUGGUGUUCGUGGUUUAUUGAUAAAGUUUUAUUACUCUAUCAAUUUGUAUUAAUUCAAUACAAAGGUAUUCGAUUUAAUUUGGAUGCAAAAUAUGCAACUAAACAAAACAUAAAUCAAAAAACAUUAUUUAACUUAUUAAAACAAAAUAAAAAUACAAAAUUUUUAAAAGAUCAAUGUAAGAAAUCCAAACUAGAUGGUGAUGAAGAGAACAUUAAAAAUAUUGAACAGUUUAAAAAAUUAUUUCCAAAAUUUACAAAAUAUUCUGAUUAUAAACCAUAUGUUGAUGAAAUUAUGAAUAAUGGUAAUAGUAAAGAUAUUAUAAGUGUUGGCUAUCCAAUUGCAUUAACAAAUACAAGUGGCACAAGCGGUGAUCCGAAAAAUUAUCCAGUGUAA